UGCAUGUGGGAAAGACUGGAAGCUUCAGUCCUGUUUCUCAAUCUUGGGCUCUCUAUGGCAUACAAAACAUCACCUUGGGCAGUGGUAAAUCUUGAUCGAAAACGGUCAAAGAAAUAGAGGAUAGGAACUGUGGACUCUGACAGUUAAGGAUUUUAAGGACAAUUGGUAUGGUGCGCAAACAAAAACCAAGCUGAGGAUUUCUAACACAACACUUUUAAACCUGCAGUCGAUACAUCUGAUCAAAAGGAAGAGGUUUUUCCCAUCAACAUGGGCUGCUCUCCCUCUAAAGGUCAACUUUUCAGUAAAAAAGCUACACUGUCUGCAUCACCAGAAAACAAGAAUGCGGAACUGCUUUCUGAUGGGGCACAACGUCUAAUCAAAGUAGAGAUAAGCACAGCUACAGAAGGACUAACAGCAACAGAGAUACAAGAAAAUGAAAAAUAUGCGCAAGGUAAGACAUCCUCAGUAGUUGAUGUAGUUUGUGACGCCAUUGUGACAGCCAAAGAAAAUGCUACUGAGCAGAUGCUAGAUGUGCUUCGCUCUCAGGAUGGACAAAGUGCACAAGAGGGUCUCUUAGAAAACCAGAGAGAAGGAACUGAGGGGAUAAGGACAAAAGUUAAUCAAGGAAAGCGGAGGAAGCAAAGGAAACAUAGACUGAGAAAAAAUUCCUAUGCGCAGUCAAAGGCAGAGUUCAUACUGAAAGCCCACCAGGCAGCCUAUGCGUACCUAAACCCCAGCAUAUCAAAAUAUGAGUCUCUUUUAGGCCUCUUGAGCCAGGCUGCUCAGACCCAUCUCUCUGUACAGACCACAGUAGCAUCAGUAGUCUUGCACUAUGAAGAGAUUAACCAGGCUUUGGAGGAAAUGGCCUCUGAGGGUGAACACCUGCUGAGGGAACAUGGACACAACAUGACAUGGCCCGCUUCACUUAAAGACUAUCCACCUACAACAACCAAACCCAGCAAUGAACUAAACUUCUCCCAGCUUCCUUCCGAACUGCUGCAGCAGAUGCUUCUUCACUCCACAGCUAAAAUGAUUUCUGUGGGAGACUCUAUGAAAUGCCUGAGUGACUCAGCCUUACAGGAUCUAGCUGAGUACUAUGGGUCCCUGUCUCAGAUAUUAGGAGAGAAGCUGCUUGCUAAGCAUGCGGCAGAGGAGCGCUUGAAGCAGGUCUCAUCCCGUGUGGAAGCUGCUGCCCUCAGGAAACCAAGUCCAGAAGAUUCUGCUCUUCACAGUGAGGACAGCGGCAUAGGUGCAGACAACGAGUGUCAGAAUGGCUCGGAGCGUCUCCGUCGAAACAGAGGGAGCUCUGGAUCAGGAGCAAACACUGGAAUAGUAUCUGUCUUGACCAGCAGUUGCUCUCCAGAUCAGCCAUUCCUUAAUGCCAAUGAGGAUACAGAUAAUGAUGAUGAUGAUGAUGAUGAGGUUGAUGAUGAGGAGGAGGAUGCAGCUCUUGAGAAUGAAGUCAGUGGUGGGUUGGCCGACAAGACGAGGGGAACAAUGUGUAGGUCUUUUGAGCCAGACUCCACCCAUCCUCCAGUUCAGGGUAGUCUUCAAAAGCAAGACCAGGUCAAGACCAGAAAAACCAGACGGCCCAAAACGGCAGACAAUACCUUUCAGGUAAAACUAAAGUACCGCCAUUUAAGGGGACCAAAGCACUCACAAUCCGCCGAGUGUUUGUGUAGCAAAGCAGAAGGAUCAGAUCCUAAUCAGCAACAAGGAAACCCAAGGAACAAGCAAACACCUCACUGGAGGAUAAAAAAUAACUUGCCAGAAGAAAUUGUACACGGGGGUCAUGUUUGGACAAAGAUUAGAAGAAGUUCAUCAGGAGGACAGUGCGCAGCGCGAUACUAUGGCCUCCAGUAUGGCAGCAAAGGGCCUUUCAGGGCAAUACCACCAAGCUCUCCUCCAAAGUUUACUCCAGAUCCACCUGGGCGAAAUGCUGUCAAGAGGCUUAUUAAUACUUUUAGCCAAGGGGUGGAGGACAAUUCAAGACAAAGUCCUUUAGACCAAAAACCAAUAAAAGUCAGGGGCAACAAGAAAUGCACUCUCCCACUGCUGCAGAAUAGCAGAGGAGCUCUUACCACCAGUGGGAAUAUCAAGAGUAGCAUCCAUCCGCUUAAACCCAGACCUGAGCAACUGGAUAUAGACAGCCUCCCACCUCCACCCCCAGAGAUGCUCAUGGACAACUCAUUUGAAAGCAGUUUAGGGUUUCCCACUGAGGAGGGGGCUCAUGAUUUACAGUGCAGAGGGCAAAGACUCCGCACUUCAAUGCAAAGAGAGACUGUGCUCUCCAACAGAGCAAGCAGACAGCGAGGCUCCAUGAGCUUCUCAAUGACUCAGCCUGUGAGGCAAGAUGCUUUGCCGGGUUCCUGCAUUGAACAGGAAUACAAAAAAGCGAUUGGGGUGGAUUCUGAAAGAGAUUCAGCACACACCCUUGACCAGAAUUGCCGCAAAGUUGUUCAUCAGCCUGCAGAGUCUUCUGGGAAAACAGCCCCGGCUAAUGCAGGUUUGCACGUUUCCACUCUUUAUCAAGAAUGUGAAAACCACAAUGAGGGCGAGACUGCAAGUAUGCAAGCAAAAAGUUUUCCUCCAACAACUCCACCUGUCUCGAGGGCACGGCUUCCACCCUCCUGUCCCACUGUGCGCCACGCAGUGCCAAGUCCUCCAUCCACAGCCUACCCCCCGAGUGGGAAGUGGACUCCAUCCACAACAUCUGCCACCUCUAGUAUACACAGAUGUGCAAUGGCCGAAGAAAACAACCUUCCUGCUUAUGGGACACAAUCAUUUUGUGAAGCUCGGGCCGUGUUCUGUCAGGAGAACAAAUCACUCCCCCACACAUGGACACGUUCAUGCACGUCUACUUUACCUCGGCCAUGGGGAGAACCUGCCAGAGGAAGACUGCCAACUACUCAUCCUCAACCUUCUUUUAUGGGACACAGUCCAUCGGGUCAAAGGUCAUCCCACAGUGAGCAGCCACAGUCAUUGCCUAAUGCCAAAAAACAACAGGGCCAGGACAAUGAUGUCACGCCUUUGACCAGUGAGGGAGCAACCACAGCGUCCAUGAGAGCAGACAGCACAGACUCCGAGCCGUCCACUGCUGAUCUGAACACACACAGCGGGUUUGUGGGCAAGGAAAUUACAGAUUAGCUGGAUUAAGGCCUUUUCUCUCUCCUGAGAGCUCCAGAGAUAUACAUGGAAACAUUUCCAGUAAAUAUAAACACCAUUAUGCUUCAAAGAGCUUAGUUUAAAAAACACCCGUGUCUGUAUAUUUGUUACUGUGUCUCAAACUGUCUACCUAAUCUGUUAUUUAUGCUCGUGUUUACUCUUCUAUUUGUAGCAUGAUCUUCCUUUUGGUUUUGAUACGUAACAAAGGAUUAUUAGGUUCAUCAAAAAGGAAAGUUUUCUUUUUGUAUCCUGUAAUUGAUUAAUCUGAAACCAACCUGUCAUGCUCUCACCCUUAUUUAACUGGAGCCUGUUACUGUUACUACUUGUUAGAAAUAUCUAAUCGUGAAUAAUAUCAUUCCACAACUGUCUUUUAUUAUGUCAUAUACAUAAAUGUAUCCAUAUUUGUGAAUUUUGUGGACAAACCCAGGAGAAAAAAAGUGCACUUCCACAAUGUACUUAAAGUGCUCUAUUUUCAUGCACUAAUUUUGUACUUAACAUACUAAAAAUGAUUCUUUAGUACUUUUUAAAAGAUAAUCUUUAGAAUAUCUAAGUGUACUCAGCUCUGCUAUUUUGGGACACCAUGAAUAUGAACUAAAAUGUGCUUUUAACAUACUA
This is a messenger RNA of Sinocyclocheilus anshuiensis, 3780 nucleotides long. RefSeq lists its product as uncharacterized. The record is from RefSeq and is a predicted model, not a curated record. Bases 268 to 3147 code for a protein of 959 amino acids. The transcript has 2 exons. Lineage: Eukaryota; Metazoa; Chordata; Actinopteri; Cypriniformes; Cyprinidae.